Ooceraea biroi (clonal raider ant) is the source of this 1395-nucleotide messenger RNA. It is a transcript of the gene Sap30, whose product is annotated as SIN3-associated polypeptide 30. Gene Ontology annotation, biological process: regulation of DNA-templated transcription. Gene Ontology annotation, cellular component: histone deacetylase complex. Gene Ontology annotation, molecular function: transcription coregulator activity; protein binding. Lineage: Eukaryota; Metazoa; Arthropoda; Insecta; Hymenoptera; Formicidae. The record is from RefSeq and is a predicted model, not a curated record.
GCGUAGUCAAAACACUGCUUGCAGAGUUGCGACGCGCAGUCGAAAACGGAUCGUGAUGCGUAUCGGUUGGAGUGACCGUCAUUCUUGUUCCUGUUGUCGUCAAGUGAUGUUGGCGUCGCAAUAGCGAUCGCAGCAAACUGAUAAACAGUAAACUUCUCUGCGGAAAGUAAAUCGCACCUGUGAUUGUGCGUUGCGUGCGUCGCGAGCAGCGUAACACCAGACGAUCGUCGGUGUAGUUUAAUCAGAAACAACGUGCGAGAAUCACGUACUUGUUCCACGAGACUAGCUCUGCUCGGCGACGGGCUCUCCUGAACAGUCGCGUGAAGUUGCCGAGACACCGCGUUUCGCGCGAGCGAGCGAGCGCUCCACGGUGUUGUAACCGGCGUAGUGCGGUCUGCGGUCCUCUGCCCGGUGCUUAAUACUCGAGGAUACUCGAACCGCGUCCCAGAAGGGAGGGACCGACUUAUAAGAGUUUUGUAGGUAAAAAAAAAACGCUCCGAGUCUCAGGUUGAGCGCGCGCGAGAGGAAAUUAUGAGCGAGCGUGAUCGCUUGGUGUGUCGCUGUUUCUCUCGUCAUCGUCGCCUCGUCGCAGCUGCCGGCUGUGCUACGCUCGACUUUUGACACGCCGGCCACGCCAAUCGUCGUCGUCGUCGGCGUCGCCGACGAAGUUACCGGGCACGUAACGAGGCGAGCGAGGUAAUCGCGACCGUUAUCAGCAGCGAGGCAGGAUGAACGGCUUCAGCACCGGCGAGGAAGACUCCCGUGGGGCAGCCGACCAGAUCUGCUGCCUGGUCGACGAGGGAGAGCGAUGCUCACGUCCGGCUGGUAACGCGUCCUACAGCAAACGCAUCCAGAAGACCGUCACUCAGCGGCGGCUCAAGCUCAAUCUCGAUCACAUGGCACGACACAUAUACAUCUGUGAUUAUCACAAACAAGUAAUCCAGUGUGCGAGAACCAAGCAGCAACAGCAACGCAGGCGUAAAGACUCCGAGGAGGACUCUGGUGAAACCGACAACGAUCUUCCUGAAGUCGAUCUUUUCCAGUUACAAGUCGGGACUUUGAGGCGAUACAAAAGGCACUAUAAAGUACCUACACGUCCUGGUCUCAAUAAGGCUCAGUUAGCGGAUACUCUGAUGAAGCAUUUCAAGACUAUCCCGGUAGUGGAGAAGGAAGCUCUAAGUUUCUUCAUAUACACAGUUAAAACUAAUGCGAAUAAGCUGGAUCAAAAAAAUGGUCUGAGUAGUAGCGAUACGACGUAGCGGCACUUUGCAGUGCGACUGCAAAUUUCACCAUGUAACUAUUGUAAUAUUAUUAUACAUUAGUUAUGCAAUAAGUGUAAUAUUAAUUUUUACUUGUAUAUGUAUUUUAUAAGAAACUGUGUAUAAAACAUAUAUA